Microcebus murinus (gray mouse lemur) is the source of this 2035-nucleotide messenger RNA. NCBI's taxonomy places the organism in Eukaryota, Metazoa, Chordata, Mammalia, Primates, Cheirogaleidae. The record is from RefSeq and is a predicted model, not a curated record.
AGAGAAACUGCUAUAAGGCAAUGUAACUAGCUGGGGAGUAUACUUAAUUAAGAUGUCCUCAGUUAAGCAACUGGUAUCUUAAACCUUCCAGCUUCAUUCUUCAUGAUCCCUAUAUAUGUUUACAUUUUGGACCACUGAAUAAGCUAGGCCCUGAGAAUGGAAACAUGAAUUACUUCUGCCCUACUUUUAAAGGAAUUACAAUCUAUGCAGGAAAUUACCUGCAGGAAAGCAGGUACGUAUAAAUUCUGAAUAAUUAAGUACAUAAAGAGAGCAAAAUGAACUGGAUGCAGGUUAACUCUGAUGAAAAUUUUAAGGAGACUAUGCCUCUCUGGUCCCCCAGCUUCACAGAAAAAAAGAAAAAAAAACUGGAUAGUCAGUUACAGUGGGAUACCUAUACUUGGGAAAAACACAAGUGUAAAUCUGCCAUUCCCAUGAAUUCAGGAUAAAUCUUGGCACAUAAGUAGGUGCUCAAAUUUUGUAAAAUUAAUUUUGAUUCUUUAUCACCCUGGUCAAUACACUACCAGAACUCAAAUCUUACUACUUGCCUUUCUAUGUCAAUCCCAUUUUUAAAACUGACCUACCAAAAAACAGAAAAAGAAGAAGAAAUUCACCAAAUCAAAAGAGAGGAAGUGCUAAGCAAAUACAGGAACCAAAAAAGGGUUAUAGAGGCUGCUUUACACUGUCUCAUUCAGUUCCUUUGUGGUCCUCCUCUUCAGCACAUGCCAAAGGAGUUCCUCACAACCUGUGAGACAAGGGCAUCUUGGAUGUGGGACAAUGGAAGAGUUGGAUGCCUUAUUGGAGGAACUGGAACGCUCCACCCUCCAGGACAGUGAUGAAUAUUCCAGCCCAGCUCCUCUUCCCUUGGAUCAGCUUUCCAGAAAGGAGAAUAACCUCAAAGAGUCUUCAAAUAAUCUUUCUGUUAAGGAUAAUAAAAGUCCUUUGCCGUGAGGUCCAAGAGCCAAAGGAAUUACCACCGCCUUCUAAAACCUCAGCAGCCGCUCAGCUGGAUGAGCUCAUGGCCCACCUGAGUGAAAUGCAGGACAAGGUUGCAGUGAAAGCAGAUGCUGGCAAGAAGCACUUACCAGACAAGCAGGAUCACAAGGCCUCCCUGGACUCAAUGCUUGGGGGCUUGGAACAGGACUUACAGGACCUCGGCAUUGCCACAGUGCCCAAGGGCCACUGUGCCUCCUGCCAGAAACCGAUUGCUGGGAAGGUGAUCCAUGCUCUAGGGCAAUCCUGGCAUCCAGAGCACUUCAUCUGUACUCACUGCAAAGAAGAGAUUGGCUCUAGUCCCUUCUUUGAGCGGAGUGGCUUGGCCUACUGCCCCAAGGACUACCACCAGCUCUUUUCUCCACGCUGUGCGUACUGUGCUGCUCCCAUCCUGGAUAAAGUGCUGACGGCAUUGAACCAGACCUGGCACCCAGAGCACUUCUUCUGCUCUCACUGUGGAGAGGUGUUUGGCACAGAAGGCUUUCUUGAGAAGGACAAGAAGCCUUAUUGCCGCAAGGAUUUCUUAGCCAUGUUCUCACCCAAGUGUGGUGGCUGCAACCGCCCAGUGUUGGAAAACUACCUUUCAGCCAUGGACACCGUCUGGCACCCAGAGUGCUUUGUGUGCGGGGACUGCUUCAGCAGUUUUUCUACCGGCUCCUUCUUUGAACUGGAUGGGCGUCCGUUCUGUGAGCUCCAUUACCAUCACCGCCGAGGAACCCUCUGCCGCGGGUGUGGACAGCCCAUCACUGGCCGCUGUAUCAGUGCCAUGGGGCACAAGUUCCAUCCUGAGCACUUUGUCUGUGCUUUCUGCCUGACACAGUUGUCAAAGGGCAUCUUCAGGGAGCAGAAUGACAAGACCUACUGUCAACCCUGCUUCAAUAAGCUCUUCCUGCUGUAAUCUCAACUGAUCCACAGCCUCUUCUGAUCCCACUAUAAAAUUGAAACCAAGAGAGAAAAGAGCAAAUUUGCUGUUACUGACCUUCUGCUUAGUAGGCAUAUAGAGAAAGUAAAGGUGAUGAACAAAGAAGAGAACUCCUAGCCUUUA